ACUUCUUUCAUCAACUCGUGCGCCAUGCUUGAUUCAUAGUUGAUCAAAACAUAAGAGCCUAAAGAUGUGGCGCUUUUCUCGGCAAAUUCUGCAAGUGCAAAACGUCUCCAAGCUGUGUGCAAGAAUGGUGAAAAAGAGGCCACCAUUGUCGAAGAAAACCAUAGCCAAAAUGAGAGCGGAUAGAUGGAUAAUUGAGAAAGGACAGCCGAAGAAGAGACUACCUGAUGUCAAAGUUCCAUGGUUGAAUAUCAUUCUUACAGAAAAUCACGAGACGCUUGGAAGCAAGGGACAAAUGGUGUCAGUCGAACCCAGGUUGGCCAGAAAUACGUUAAUUCGUCUGGGAAUGGCCGUUUAUGCAACAGAAGAUAAUAAAGAAAAAUUUCUCAGAAAGGACACCUCUAAAGAUCACCCCGAGGCCGCACUGGACAGUGAAUUUUUGAGCUUUCUGCAUGGGCUUCAUUUAAAAAUUCAACGCAAAGAAGGAAGUGAAUUUUUUGAAGUUAACGAGCAUCACAUAGCGUUAGAGUUCGAAUCACAAUUCGAGCUUUUUGUUCCUGUACACUGCGUUAAACUUGACAGACCCAUCACGUCUUUUGGAGAUUUUGAGGUGAACAUAGCAGUGAGGGACAAUGUCCUAGUGCCAAUGAAAGUGUCUGUAGAACAAUGGGAUCCAGAUUUACCAGACUGGGUUAAAGAUGCUCUGAAAUCUGAAGGACAUGAUAUAGAUAAGGAGCAAAUGCAGGCUAAGGAAAGCUAAUGGACUUGAAGGUGUUUCAUGGAUGCAAAAUAGCUUCCUUAUCAAUACACAAUCCCUCAAGACUUCCAUAUAAAAUUUUUGGGGAUCUUUGCCCGACAUGUCAAAAAAGUCAAACCCUAAAAUGGCCCAGAGUUCAUUCUUGGGCAUGUUUGAAUUGUAUUUAUAUCUCUGAGAGGUAUCAAUGCAGGGUUUUUUUGAGUGAAGUGUGACACUGGUUGUUCGAAAGCAAUGCUUCAAAUAAUAAUAAAAAGUUUUGUCUCA
Molecule: messenger RNA, 1018 nt
Organism: Orbicella faveolata
Lineage: Eukaryota; Metazoa; Cnidaria; Anthozoa; Scleractinia; Merulinidae
Product: 50S ribosomal protein L9-like
Source: RefSeq, a predicted model, not a curated record